Molecule: messenger RNA, 2204 nt
Organism: Vespula pensylvanica (western yellowjacket)
Lineage: Eukaryota; Metazoa; Arthropoda; Insecta; Hymenoptera; Vespidae
Gene: Alg11
Product: GDP-Man:Man(3)GlcNAc(2)-PP-Dol alpha-1,2-mannosyltransferase
Exons: 8
Coding region: 495-1952 (485 amino acids)
Biological process (GO): protein N-linked glycosylation
Cellular component (GO): endoplasmic reticulum membrane
Molecular function (GO): GDP-Man:Man(3)GlcNAc(2)-PP-Dol alpha-1,2-mannosyltransferase activity
Source: RefSeq, a predicted model, not a curated record
UUGUUUACAUCAAAAGAUCAACAUGACCUGAGAAACAUUUGGGUUAUGUUUUUAAUUUCAAAGCUACAUUUGUUGUUCUAGCAAAUAGUUGUCCACACGUAAGUCAGUUCGUUACAAGCUGUUAACGAUGGUUGAAGAAGACUUGCUCCUUUCCAUUGCAGUAUUUAUUGUUAUCAGUGAUAAAAAAAGGAAAAAACAAAGUGUAGGUUUGAUGAAGUUUAAAUCAUUAAAAAUUCGAAAGCAUGCAACUUGUGAAUGCAAUGAAUCAUGAUGUCAACGGAUGGACGAUAACCUUCAAAACUUUGAAACGCUUAUGAAAUACGAACUUAAAGUAUCUACUUCAAAAUACCAAUCAUUUUUAUAGACUAGUAAUAUCUCCCGUAAAAUAAUUGUUAGUUCUAUUGAAAUUUCUUACCAUUCAUUGAUAUACCUUUUUAAAAUUUUUUAAAUUAUUCCUAAAACCUCCAAGGUGAUUGUCGACGUGUUGAAAGAACAUGCAACGAAUGUCUAUAAUAUCAAUAGUGAACAUGGCAUUAAUAAUAAUUGUCUGUAAACUUUUGUUUGCUUUAUUUAUAUUAUCAAUAUUAUUAAUAUAUUGGAGAAGAAUAUAUUCAAAAAAACGUACAAAUAGGAAACAAAAAGGAAUUGUCGUUGCAUUUUUCCAUCCAUACUGUAAUGCAGGUGGUGGAGGUGAAAGAGUACUUUGGGCAGCUAUCAAAGCUAUACAAUCUAAAUAUCCAAAUAUACAUAUAGUUGUUUAUACCGGAGACUUGGAUGCUGAUCCUGAACAAAUUUUGAAUAGAUCACAAAAAUCAUUUAAUAUAAAAAUUCAAUCGAAUAUUCAAUUUAUAUAUCUUCAUAAACGUAAAUGGGUAGAAGCACAUAUGUAUCCUUAUUUCACACUUUUGGGUCAAAGUUUAGGAUCUAUAUGGUUGGGUAUGGAGGCAUUAAAUAAUUUAGUACCAGAUAUUUAUAUUGAUACAAUGGGUUAUGCUUUUACAUAUCCACUGUUUAGAUAUAUAGGAGGUUGUAAAAUUGGAUCAUAUACACAUUAUCCUACAAUUUCAACAGAUAUGUUGAGACAUGUUUACAGACGUGUAAUAUCACAUACUAAUCGUCGUAUAAUCGCAAGAAAUCCAUUUUUAUCAGCUGCAAAAAUUGCUUAUUAUAGAUUAUUUGCAUUGUUAUAUGGACUUGCUGGUAGGACAGCAGAUAUUGUAAUGGUAAAUUCUUCUUGGACAGAAGAGCAUAUUAAUGCCAUUUGGAAAUGUCCUUUGCGAACUCAUAGAAUUUAUCCACCAACAGAUGUACAACAUUUAACAUCUCUUCCACUUUUUGAUGAUACUAAAGAAAACAGUCAAAUUCGAAUAGUAUCUAUUGCACAAUUUAGGCCAGAAAAAGAUCAUCCUCUCAUGUUGAGAACAAUGUAUGAAUUGAGAUCAAUAAUUAAAGAGGAAGUAUGGGAUAAGAUACGUUUGGUAUUCAUUGGAUCUUGUAGAAAUAGAGACGAUGAAGUACGUGUAAAAGAUAUGCAAGACUUAUCUAAACAUUUUGCUUUGGAUGAAAAUGUUGAAUUUAAAUUGAAUAUACCCUAUUCUGAACUUGUAUCAGAACUACAACAAGCAUCAAUAGGACUGCAUGCAAUGUGGAAUGAACAUUUUGGUAUCAGUAUAGUAGAAUGCAUGGCUGCUGGAUUAAUUAUGGUAGCUCAUGCUUCUGGUGGACCAAGAGCAGACAUAAUAGAAACACAGCCAGGUAGUCAAACUGGUUUUUUAGCAGAAGAAGCAGAAGAAUAUGCGAAAAUUAUAGCACAUAUUAUAAAUAUGUAUCCUGAAGAUAAAAAGACUAUCAGAUUAGCUGCAAGAGCAUCUGUUAAUCGAUUUUCUAGUGAAUUAUUUGAAAAUGAAAUUUUACGAGCUAUGGAACCAUUUUUUAGACAAAAAGAGGAAUAAUAUUAACGAUUUACAUUUUUUGUAUAAUAGAAAUAUUAUCCAUCAAAGAUACUAAUAUUUAAGUACUGGCAAUUAAUUUUGCAAAAUUUCAUUUAUAAGAUAAAUUGACAAUGUGUAUAAUACUUGAUCUAUAUGAAUAUUCAAGUAAAAAUUAUUUAAAUAGACUAAAAAAACCUAGUCUAAAAUAUUGCAAUCUAUAUGUAAAGAUAAUUUAAUUCUUAUAAGAAUAAACAAAAUCUAAUUAACUAUAAA